Molecule: messenger RNA, 739 nt
Organism: Cuscuta campestris
Lineage: Eukaryota; Viridiplantae; Streptophyta; Magnoliopsida; Solanales; Convolvulaceae
Source: the annotation of a GenBank genome assembly
GAUUAUUAAAUUCAAUUUGAUUCUGGUGGAUGGGAAGAAGAAGAAGAAGAAAAAGAAUCAAAAGGAGAAUCUAAUUAUUACAGUAGAGAGCAUUUAUACUUCUGUACAUCGAUAUAUAAUCUCAAUAAUCGCCCCCACAGAAUCCAUACGAUUUCUCUCGCAUUUCGAUCGGCUAUGGCGACGAGGACGAAAUACCGCUUCCUGCCGGCGACUGACCGCGACGCGCCGAUCAAUUCCGACACCAUGUUCGAAUUCGACGAGUCCGACAUCUGGAGCGCCGGCCGCGGCGCCUCUCCGGAGAACCACAGGAAGGCCGGGAACUCCCGAGUCUCGAGGAGGCAGCCGUCCGCCGCCGCUCGGGAGGCGGCGACGGGGUCUCUGCCGGUGAAUGUGCCGGACUGGUCGAAGAUACUGAAGGACGAGUACAGGGAGAACCGGAGGAGCGAGAGCGAUGAGGAGGAGGAGGAUGGAGGCAGGGGAGACCGGAUUCCGCCGCACGAGUUGGUGGCGCAGCAGAUGGCGAGGGCUCGGAUCGCCUCCUUCUCGGUGCACGAAGGCGUCGGGCGCACCCUCAAAGGGAGAGACCUGAGUAGAGUCCGCAACGCGAUUUGGAAGAGAACCGGGUUCGAGGAUUGAUGAAGAAGCUAAGGAAUUUACCACAAGCUAAGGAAUGAAGAAGCUAAGGAAUUUUUCAAUUUUUCCCACUUUUUUCUUCAUAGUUUCCGCUACCACAAAUUUA